Cinclus cinclus is the source of this 2141-nucleotide messenger RNA. It is a transcript of the gene VPS72, whose product is annotated as vacuolar protein sorting 72 homolog. Bases 32 to 1528 code for a protein of 498 amino acids. The record is from RefSeq and is a predicted model, not a curated record. Gene Ontology annotation, cellular component: nucleus. The transcript has 5 exons. Gene Ontology annotation, molecular function: ATP-dependent H2AZ histone chaperone activity. Gene Ontology annotation, biological process: chromatin remodeling; regulation of DNA-templated transcription. Lineage: Eukaryota; Metazoa; Chordata; Aves; Passeriformes; Cinclidae.
UCCGGGGAAUGAGGUUUAUUGGGGGGGAUCCAUGGGAUUUCCCCGAGGUGAUCUAUUCCUGUGGGAUUCCGGCAUAAUGGGUUCCGUGGGAGCUCCUCAGAUGGGUUUGCGGGGUGAGCGAUCCCAAAUCCCACAGGAAUCCAGGGAUAACGGGUACCAGGGGUUUUCCAGGGGGAUCCAUCCCUGCAUCCCGCAGGAAUUAGGGGACAACGAGUCCCAUAGGAAUCCCUCAGUGGGGUUCCAUUGUUCCCAAUCCCACAUUCCCAACAUUCCCACACAAAUCUGGGAACGACGAGCACCACGGGGAUCCCUCAGUGGGGUUCCCAAACCCACAUUCCCAAUAUUCCUACACAAAUCUGGGAACGACGAGCACCACGGGGAUCCUUCAGUGGAGUUCCACAGCUCCCACAUUCCCAACAUUCCCACAGGAGUCCGAGGACCCUUGGUGGGGUUCCCAAUCCCACAUUCCCAACAUUCCCACAGAAAUCCGGGGACAACGAGCACCACGGGGAUCCCUCAGUGGGGUUCCACAGCUCCCAGUCCCACAUUCCCAACGUUCCCAACGCUCCCGCAGGAAUCCGGGGACGACGAGUACCGCGGGGAGCACUCGGACAGCGAUGACGAGGUGGACUCGGACUUUGACAUCGACGAGGGCGACGAGCCGGGCUCGGAGCAGGACGAGGCCGAGCCCCGGCGCCGCCGCCGCGUCCUCACCAAGGCCUACCGGGAGCCGCUCAAGAGCCUCCGGGCUAAGAAGGCGGAGGGGCCGCGGGGAGGAUCCCAGAAAAGUAGGGAGGUGAAAUCCUUGCCUUUGGAGCUGCAGGAGGAUGUGGGAGACAGCCGGAAGCACAUGCGGCAAUCCACCACGGAGCACACCCGGCAGACGUUCCUGCGGCUCCAGGAGCGCCAGGUGCAAUCCAAGAGGAAAAAGGGAGGCACCAGCUACGAGCGACCCCUGACCCAGGAGGAGCUGCUGGAGGAGGCCAAGAUCACCGAGGAGAUCAACCUGCGCUCCCUGGAGAACUACGAGCGGCUGGAGGCCGACAAGAAGAAGCAGGUGCAGAAGAAGAGGAAGAUCGUGGGCCCCGUGAUCCGCUACUGGUCCCUGACCAUGCCCCUCCUGCCCGAGCCCGGCCGCGACGACCCCGUGGACGUCGAGGGGCUGGACCCCGACUCCCACCCCACAACAUCCCCUCCAUCCCCGGGGAAAUGCUCUCGCACCUUCAUCUCCUUCAGCGACGACGCCACCUUCGAGCGCUGCUUCCCCAAAUCCAAACCUCCGAGGCUCCCGGUUCGGGAGCUGUGCCCUGUCACCCACAAACCGGCUCUUUACCGGGACCCCAUCACCGACAUCCCCUACUCCAACGCCCGCGCCUUCCGCAUCAUCCGCGAGGCCUACAGGAAGUACAUCACUGCCCACGGGCUGCCCAGCGCCGCCGCCGCCGCCAUGGCGGGGCCCGGAGAGAGCCCCGGGGCGCGGCCGGGGAGGCAGAAAAUCGUCAUCAAACAGAGCGUUCCCAGUGCCUGAAAUCCUGGGGAUUUGGGGUGUUGGGAUUUUUGGGAUUUUGGGAUUGACAGCGGUGAUGGUUCCGUUGAGGGGUUCCCGUUCAAAAUGGCAGAAAAUCGUCAUCAAACGGAGCGUUCCCAGUGCCUGAAAUCCUGGGAUUUGGGGUGCUGGGAUUUUUGGGAUUUUGGGAUUGACAGCGGUGAUGGUUCCGUUGAGGGGUUCCCGUUCAAAAUGGCAGAAAAUCGUCAUCAAACGGAGCGUUCCCCGUGCCUCAAAUCCUGGGAUUUGGGGUGCUGGGAUUUUGGGAUUUGGGGUGUUGGGACAUGGGACCGUCCGGGCUCCGCGUCGUUCCCGGAGUGGCAAAAAUUCCUCAUCAAACUGAUCUUUCCCAGUGCCUGAAAUCCUGGGGAUUUGGGGUGUUGGGAUUUUUGGGAUUUUGGGAUUGACAGCGGUGAUGGUUCCGUUGAGGGGUUCCCGUUCAAAAUGGCAGAAAAUCGUCAUCAAACGGAGCGUUCCCAGUGCCUGAAAUCCUGGGAUUUGGGGUGCUGGGAUUUUGGGAUUUGGGGUGUUGGGACAUGGGACCGUCCGGGCUCCGCGUCGUUCCCGGAGUGGCAAAAAUUCCUCAUCAAACGGA